Alligator sinensis (Chinese alligator) is the source of this 5825-nucleotide messenger RNA. It is a transcript of the gene KANK3, whose product is annotated as KN motif and ankyrin repeat domains 3. The record is from RefSeq and is a predicted model, not a curated record. Gene Ontology annotation, biological process: negative regulation of actin filament polymerization. Lineage: Eukaryota; Metazoa; Chordata; Crocodylia; Alligatoridae. Gene Ontology annotation, cellular component: cytoplasm; cytoskeleton. Gene Ontology annotation, molecular function: protein binding.
AAGAGGUUGGCCUCUUGUCGGCUCAGAUCAAGCGUAGCCCUAUGCUUACCUGGCAGGGGAAAUACCGUGAUCACCACGAAGGCUUCCUAGUUGCACCUGGAGAAGAGCGCUCUGCUGGCAUGGGAUAGCACCCACAUAGAUUCACAGUCUGCUGGUCUAUGGCUUUGUGAUCCCCUAGAAGAUGGCACAGCCUGCACACCUGAACCAGAACCUCCCAGACUUAGGUGGCCCUUUCCUAUAUAGAGAUCAGGAUGAUGGAGAGAAGAGCUCCUAUUCUGUGGAAACGGCGUAUGGCUUCACAUUAGAUCUAGAUUUCCUGAAAUAUGUAGAUGACAUUCAGAGUGGGCAAACUCUGAAGAAGUUGCAUCGGAAAGCGAAAGGGCCCAAGCAGCAGCUCAGCUGCCUCAGAAGUCCCGGAAGCCAUGCUAGUGGAUGGACCUCUACUGAAUCACUGGCAUCCACAGCCAGUGAGGAUGGAAGGACCACCCUCUUGUUAUCUCCACACGCGAGAACACAGUCCAACUCCUCAGAAACAAGAGAAGCCCUGAGCAAACAAGUUUCCAACCCAGUGUCUCCAACUGCUGUUAUAAACCUCCUCCCACCUCCAUCCCCCAAAUCUCUAUUGAGAAAUCCCCGUGUGGAAAAAACCUUGCUAGAGACAAGUAGGAGACUAGAGCAAGAGCAGCUGAAUUUGCUAAGUAGUGGGAAUGCACAAAUACCCAAGCCACCCAGCAGCCCCUCUAAAACAAGCAACUCCAUCUCCAGUGCUGCCUCAGUUACCCAGAGCCGCUCAUGCUCCUCUGUGCCUUCGAAUGGAAAUGGGGACAGCCAAGCCACACUUAGUCCGUCGCUUACAGGUUCUAUGAGAAUGAGCCCUUUUAGUUCAGGGUGGACUACACCAGCCACCAAUCUCAGUGCCACACAUCUGCAGCAUGUGCGGGAGCAGAUGGCUGCUGCCCUCAAGCAGCUGAAGGAGCUGGAGGAACAAGUCAAGACCAUCCCAGUCCUAGAGAUGAAGAUCUCUAAACUGAAGCAGGAGAAGGAGAAGCUGCUGGCGGGUUUACAGGAGAAAGCUUCGCCUGAAACAUGUGAGACUUCUGCUUUUACCUUCCCUCCCCAGUCUCCCACUGCAAGUGAGGAGCAGCCCCCAGUGAGCCAGGAAGCACAGGGAGAGCUGGAAGGUGAGUCUGAGAUGGGCAAAGCUCGAGCAAGUAAAAUUACGGAGUUGAGGAAACUCACUGAGAAACUAUCCACUUCAGAGCGUAAUGUGAGAGCUGGCAGAACGGGGACUCGCCCUGCCAGACCUAGUGACCAAGCAUGCAAGUCAGUAGGCGUGGGUGAGGAAAUGGACAUGAACGACGUCGUGUUCUACUACCGAUCGCAGAAGCUGUGCCGAGAGGUAGCAGUCGGCCAGGAGACCGAGACCAGGGAUGCUGCAGUGUGGGUCAUGGAGUCCUUAUUAGGGCUUUCUACCGAAUCGGAGAAGGAAAUCGAGCUGCUGCAGCACACGGUUAGCCACCAGAAGGAGGUAAUCAACAUGAUGGAAGGACAUUUGAAAGAAGCAACUAAGGAGCUGGAGGAGUUGAGGGUAGAGGUUUGUUCCAGAAGGCCAGGAAAGUUGAUAGAUAAGGAAAUAAUGGCCAAGCCUCAACUGGCAGAAGCAUAUGUAGAGGCAGUCGUGCCAAUGCAGAACCAGGCAGUGGGUAGUCCCCUGGAAAUGAUAGAUGAGGGGGUCGAUUGCUCGCCUCACAUGUUGUGCAUUGGAAUCAACUAUGAUUUGAAAGGUAAAGAAGUUGCGGUAGGUCCAGAUUCAGCAGCUACCUGUGAAGAGAAAGCCACUCAAGCCAACAAAGCCAAUUUAGAGGCGGGGAGCACUGUGCCAAGUGUUGCAGCAGUGGCAGAAGCAGGUCUACAGGCAGCUGCUGACAAGUCUACACAAAGACAGAAAGGUGCAGGAGAAACUGGAAACCAGGUGAAUGUCACUGAGCCUGGAGCUGCUGGUGGCAGUAAAGCAGCUGGGGCCCCAGGAGAAAAAGGGCCAUCAGAAAAGAAACAAAGUCCGUGUUUGAGCCUCAAGGACUCCAAGACAGGGAUGCAGGAAUGUGUCCCCACGGCACUGGAAGUGACUUGGGAGAAUGACAGCAGAGCUCCUCUGAGUACUGGCACUGGAUCCCUGAAGUCCAUCAUGAAGAAGCGAGAUGGGCUACCAAAGAACGAGGCUGAGGGUGGCAGGAAGAGCCUACAGUUUGUGGGGGUGCUGAACGGGGAGUAUGAGAGUACAUCCAGCGAGGAGGAGGGUGGAGACAGCUCUUCUGAGAAGAUUUCACCCAACAGCUCCGACAGCGAUGCUGAGGGUGGCACUGACUCCUCAGAUGAGGAUGUGAAUGUGGGCGAGAAUGAGAGCGACUUGGAGAAUCCUGAAGUAGACACAGAACAGAGAAAGAGAGAAGAGCAGCAUGAACACAGAGAAGAGCAUAUACCAGCCCCAGAACCCCCAGAGGUGAAGGAGAAGUUUGAACUGAGCCCGAGAAUGAGAGAGGCCUGCGUGAUUGUAAAGAGCCAUCUCAGCCAUCCCAGUUCUGCGAAGAGCAAGGAAGUGCUGUCCAGCAGCAGCCUCAUUCUGCAGGAGUGGUUCCGAGUGUCCAGCCAGAAAUCCUCUGUCUCAGAGAUGGUUGCCAACCACCUCAUGGCCUUCACAGAAGUCUCGCCAGCACUGCUCACCCAUGUCAUCAACCUCUCCGACGGGAAUGGCAACACGGCCCUCCACUACAGUGUCUCCCACUCCAACUUUCAGAUCGUGCGGCUGCUGCUGGACACUGGAGUCUGUAACGUUGACCACCAGAAUAAAGCUGGAUACACGGCCCUCAUGCUGGCAGCUCUGGCAGCUGUGGAGCAUGAAGAAGACAUGAAUGUUGUCAGGAGACUCUUUAGUAUGGGGAAUGUCAAUGCUAAAGCAAGCCAGGCUGGUCAGACGGCACUAAUGCUUGCUGUCAGCCACGGCAGGCAGGAGAUGGUGGAAGCCUUGCUGGCCUGCGGUGCCGAUGUGAACUUGCAGGAUGAGGAAGGGUCCACGGCGCUGAUGUGUGCCUGCGAGCACGGACGGGUGGAAACCGUGAGACUGCUCCUGGCACAGCCAGUCUGUGACCUCUCCAUUGUGGAUAACGAUGGUAACAAUGCAGUAGCAAUUGCACUGGAGGCCGGGCACAGCAACAUUGCAGUGUUAAUGUACGCCCACCUCAACAGCUCAAAGGCACAGUCUCCCCAGGGGAAGAGCCCUACCAUCCCAAGGAAGCAGCAUUAGAUCAGCCCUCCCGCCUGGGAUGCAUGUCUCACCGCCUGGGAUCAGAACCUCCACCAUAUUCAUAUUCCAUCCAAGAGCUCAAGCCCAGUUCAUUACGUCCAUAUAUUAAAUUACCCCUAAAGUCCCACAAGUGUUUUCAUUCCUGCCAAAUAUGACGGGGGGGUCAGCCCUCCACUUCAGUGAACUCUCCUCUACUGAAAAGAAACAGCUUGGGUGAGCCAGCAGCAUCCCAUAAAGUAACAAGGCAUCUGCUUGUAGAGUGAAAUUGCUUGCAGCAAACAGAUACAGAUACAGAUCGCUUCCAGCAUCUCUUCUCUUCCCACCCCCUACCUACCCUUGAAGCUGCAGAGGGUAUGUUCCCUUACAGAGCAUACCCAGGAGUACUCUGUAAUGAGUUGGCCAACAAGGGUUUUUUGUCCCUGUAAACAGGAGGAGUGGGAAGCCAUCCGGGUCUGAAUUUUCCACAGAAAAAAAAUUAAAUUCCUUGAUAGGAGUUGGAGUACAAUUGGGCCAAAAAUAGCUGUCGAAAUGCAGCUGCAGUUCACAUGGGAGUUGGAGUUUGGAUUUCUUGUGAUCACCUCCUUUUCCAGCCAGAAAUGCCUGGUAAGACUGUAUCUCCCAUAGCGCACUGUGCUCUGCUCUUGGGGUCUGGGGUGGAGAUUGUCUCCCCCGAGGUAUUCUCCAAGUCAGGAGCCCAGCUUAUACAGGAGAAUGGGACAGAGCUACAGCUUCCAUCAGGCACCGUGUGAGCAUCACUAAGGAGAAGUGCUCUGGCUUUCUACUGUGCAGUUUCUCACCAAAAUCCAGUUUUCUGAAAAAUGCACACACACUUCGUGAAAAAGUUUAGUCAAGAAAGAAUUUGGACAGACAGUUAAUAAUUUAAUUAGCCGGACAGGAUAAAUAACUUUUCUUUUUGCUGUAGGAGUGAGGCGAGAUCCUCAGGAUAAGGAAGAGGGAGAGAUGGCCAACCAGAUUGCUGUGAAAUCACUUAAACUAGCCAGCCAGGUCUUUUGGAGCUUCAGUACCUCUUUGCUUGAGGAUGGAUCCCUCUCUGCUGUAGGAGUUGGAGAGGGAAAUUACCUUUCAAACCUUGACUGCUUUGCCCCUCUCUAGCUUCACAGCCAUUAACACUGAAAGCUGGUAUAGUUCAUAAACUCCUCCCCAUCUUGCUCUUUGAACACCUUCCUGACUUCUGCCGAGGAAGUAGAAACAGGUGGGGCUGUUAGGUUGGGAAGCAAAAAUCGGAAGUAGCAACCAAACAGGCAGCCAAAGUCAUGUGGGAAGAGGAAGGGUCUCAGAGGUCUAACCAAGGGGAUGGAUGUAAGGAAGGGGAUUUGCUGGACACUUCAAUGAAGAACUUUCAAAUAUUAGUGCUUGGUUAAGCUAGAAGGCUGUAAACAGGCCUCUCAUCUGAGGUCGUUCUGACUGAUCUGAGCAAUCCCUGGUUCAGAAGAGGAGUGACACAGCCCUUUACCUACCUAGCACUUCUGAGCUGUAUUGCUUCUCAGUGGCCAGGGAGAGCACAAAGCCUGACAGGCUUAUCCCUGGAUGUUUGGCAGUUAACUUGAAUGAGCUGCUAUUAUAUUACAAGCAUACAUAGCACUGGAGGUUGGCUGGGGGAAGGUGUGUUAGCACAUUUUAUCUUGUACACUUCACAGGUACUUCAAGUGGGACUAGGAUCCCUGAACCAGGAAGUGGCUGAGCCAGACUGUUCUAGCAAGGUGCGCUCAGCCAGACCUGCCUAAAGAAAAGAGGGCAAGCAGUCCUAGAGUCUCCCCAUCCUCCUUGCUCUAUCUAACCCUUGUUUCUUUUACUAGUGAAGGCACCAAACCCUUAUGAUAAACCAAGCUCUUUCCUGGAGCUUUCGUUCAACCUCCCCAAGCAGCGGCUGUUGCAUUACAUGGUUGCACAUCUCAUCUGCAACUUUGCAUCCACAAUCCAGAGAAACCCAUCCCUUGGACUGAGGGAUGACCUUGCAGUCUAUGGGUGUCUCCCCACAGGCAGAAGCUUGCCAUUGGCAAAAAUAACAGCAGCACAAAUUUGUGCCCCUGUGCAUGCCCUUGCACAUGGGGAUGGUGCAGGGCAAAUUAUCCAGGGGGUAGGGGAGGCUGGGGUCAGCACCUGUGCUGGCCCCAGCAGCCUUACCUGGGGUCCUGAGGGCCUUUUGGGGCAGCAGUGACCAGACUCCAAUCUCUGCGCCUUUUUUAGCAGCAGGUUGACAUGGGGAAUCUCCUGGUGUCAAACCCCGCCCCAAACUUGCCAUGCUGCAAAUUAACAGUGCAGCAAAUGGUUGUAUGUAUGCCACAUGCAGUUUACAGCACCUCAAAUGGGUUUAAGGUGCCGCAAACUGCAUGUCUGCACGCAUUGGGAUGUGCCCUCUGACUCCAAGGGAGCCUGCUUAGAGCCGUCUGUCACUAAGCAGUAGGGCUGCGCGAAGUUUCGGGUGGUGAUUCGAUUUGGUGGCGAUUCGGCCUGAUUUGGUGGCUGAAUCUCCAAAUCCAAAUCAAAUCAAUUAAAAAAAAAA